Chaetura pelagica (chimney swift) is the source of this 1161-nucleotide messenger RNA. RefSeq names its product ovalbumin-like. The transcript has 7 exons. Gene Ontology annotation, biological process: negative regulation of endopeptidase activity. Gene Ontology annotation, molecular function: serine-type endopeptidase inhibitor activity. Bases 1 to 1161 code for a protein of 386 amino acids. Lineage: Eukaryota; Metazoa; Chordata; Aves; Apodiformes; Apodidae. The record is from RefSeq and is a predicted model, not a curated record.
AUGGGCUCCAUUGGAGCAGCAAGUGCUGAAUUUUGUUUGGACAUAUUCAAGGAGCUGAAAGUCCAGCAUGUCAAUGAGAACAUUAUUUUCUCCCCUAUGACCAUCAUUUCAGCUCUGUCCCUGGUCUAUCUAGGUGCAAAAGAAGAUACCAGAGCUCAAAUAGAAAAGGUUGUUCCCUUUGAUAAAAUCCCAGGAUUUGGAGAGAUUGUUGAAUCUCAGUGUCCCAAAUCUGCAAGUGUCCACUCUUCAAUUCAAGACAUAUUCAACCAAAUCAUCAAACGAAGUGACAAUUACUCACUCAGCUUAGCCAGCAGACUUUAUGCUGAAGAGUCAUACCCGAUCCGACCGGAAUACUUACAAUGUGUGAAGGAACUGGAUAAAGAAGGCUUGGAAACUAUCAGCUUUCAAACAGCCGCAGAUCAAGCCAGACAGCUCAUCAACUCCUGGGUUGAAAGUCAGACAAAUGGAAUGAUCAAAAAUAUCCUUCAACCAAGCUCUGUGAAUUCCCAGACUGAAAUGGUCCUUGUCAAUGCCAUUUACUUCAGAGGACUGUGGCAGAAAGCAUUUAAGGAUGAAGACACACAGGCAGUGCCUUUCAGAAUUACUGAGCAAGAAAGCAAACCUGUGCAGAUGAUGCAACAGAUUGGUUCAUUUAAAGUGGCAGAGAUAGCUUCUGAGAAAAUGAAGAUCCUGGAGCUUCCAUAUGCCAGCGGACAGCUGAGCAUGUUGGUGCUGUUGCCUGAUGAUGUCUCUGGCCUGGAGAAGCUUGAGUCUUCAAUCACCGUUGAAAAACUCAUAGAGUGGACCAGUUCUAAUUUGACAGAAGAGAGGAAUGUGAAAGUGUACCUCCCUCGCCUGAAGAUUGAGGAAAAAUAUAACCUCACAUCUGUCUUAGCGGCCUUGGGUAUAACUGACCUCUUCAGCUCCUCAGCCAAUCUCUCUGGCAUCUCUACAGCAGAGAGCCUGAAGUUGUCUCGUGCUGUCCAUGAGUCAUUUGUGGAAAUCCAGGAAGCAGGCCAUGAGGUGGAAGGCCCAAAAGAAGCUGGGAUAGAGGUUACAAGUGCCCUAGAUGAGUUUAGGGUUGACCGCCCUUUCCUCUUCGUGACCAAGCACAACCCAACCAACAGCAUCCUUUUCUUAGGCAGAUGCUUGUCCCCAUAA